Aspergillus vadensis CBS 113365 is the source of this 1195-nucleotide messenger RNA. RefSeq names its product Got1 family protein. NCBI's taxonomy places the organism in Eukaryota, Fungi, Ascomycota, Eurotiomycetes, Eurotiales, Aspergillaceae. The record is from RefSeq and is a predicted model, not a curated record. Bases 324 to 743 code for a protein of 139 amino acids. Gene Ontology annotation, cellular component: COPII-coated ER to Golgi transport vesicle; endoplasmic reticulum; Golgi membrane. Gene Ontology annotation, biological process: retrograde transport, endosome to Golgi; endoplasmic reticulum to Golgi vesicle-mediated transport. The transcript has 5 exons.
CGUGUUUACUCGCAUUGCUGGCCGCCUGUACUUCAAGAGUUUCGUGAAUCUUCCCGGACGAGUACCUAUAUAUCGGUGUGCGAUAUCUUCAGCCUUUUUGAUCUCUAGUCAUUUGCGGGUUUACUGCCUCCUCGUCCAUUCCACGAUAUAUAGUGCCCCGUGCACGCGAUCUCCGCAAGCCCCCGAAUCCCCGAGCGACGAACGCAGCGCAUCGUUGGGAGCUAUAAUCCACCUUGAAUACCUUUAGCUUCAGUCCUCGACGUAUUAUUUGCAACUUUUAUAUCAGUGCGCGCGCUUUUUCAUUAAAUCAGAAAACAGCCAAUAUGCCUACAAUGUGGCUAUCCGAUAAUCAGAAGAUCGGAGUGAUCUUCUGCUCAGCUGGAGGCUUGUUCCUCUUCGGCGGAGUCCUAAUGUUCUUCGAUCGCUCACUACUGGCAAUGGGCAACAUCCUCUUCCUCAUCGGCCUAACCCUAAUCAUCGGCCUCGAAAAGACCUUCGCCUUCUUCUCACGCCGGCAAAAACUCAAAGGCACCGCCGCCUUCGCCGCCGGAAUCCUCCUCAUCCUCCUCCGCUGGCCGCUCACCGGGUUCAUAAUCGAGCUGUACGGUCUCUUCAUCCUCUUCGGCGACUUCCUGAUCACCAUUGGCCAGUUCGCGGGGAAUAUCCCCGUCGUGGGACCGUUUAUUCAAAAGGUGUUGGAGACGUUGGCGGGUGGAAGGAGGAAUGCCGAGUUGCCUGUAUAGAGAGAACACUCGUUCGCUCUUGAUGGUGUUGUGUUGGGCAUGGGUGUGAGUGAGGAAUGAUUUUUUUGAUAACAAUGACGAUGAUGAUGGAGGGAUCUUGACAUGUUCAUGUGUAUGAAUAGUUAUGUGGCAUUAGGGUUUACUUCUUGUUUUUUUUUUCUUGUUACGAAUAUUUGCAUGAUGGGAUGGGAUGGGUAUGGGAUGGUGUGGUGGGUUGUGGUAUGGACUACUAUUCGUUUGUUGGUCUGGGUCCCAUAGUACCUACUACUGCUACUGUCUGGAUGAGCGGGGUGGUUGUGGUGGUGGUGUUGUUGUUCGCUUUUACAAUAGGGUUAUUAUUAUGUACUAGAGACAUUUUUAAUUGUUAAUAUAUCUUUUCCGAUGAGGGGAGUUAUCAUGAUCCUGGAGAGACAGUCUUUCUUGCGAUGUUCGGUAGUAUGAGUUGUGAGUUG